GCUUGCAAUUAAUUCAUCAACAAUCGUGCGAACAAGUUGUCUGCGGGCGGACGGUGCACUUUUUGUUUUAAUAUUAUUUAUUUCCUUGCCGCAGGAAGUAAACUAGACAUUCCGUUGAGUUCGUCGCUUAAACCGGCGUUACAGCAUACAUACAUAGUAGAUUGUUACAACUCGAGCCAAUUGCAUCAUUAAUCGCAGAUUCACAGUAAGAAGUCGUCUGUUAACCAGCAGCUAUGGACCACGCCCAUCACAGUGCGCCCGGUGUUGAUCACUCGAUGCAUCACGAUCAUGCGGGCAUGCACCACGAUCACAGCGGAAUAGCUGCUGCCACGGCGUCUCCAAUGGAUGCAGCUUCCAUGUUCGACCUGAUCCCCGACACCAGCGAUUUGCAGGCGAGUCACGCGGGUCACGCCGCUCACGGAGCUCACAACCAUGGCGGUGGCUCUGGCACGGGAAUGGAGCACAUGAUGCCCAUGGCGUUCCAUUUUGGCUACAACGAGACGAUCCUGUUCUCCUGGUGGCACAUAGAAACAGUGGCCGGUUUGGUCGGCUCCAUGAUCGCCAUCUUCCUGCUGGCCCUGAUGUACGAGGGACUGAAGUACUACCGCGAGUAUCUGUUCUGGAAGACAUACAAUCUGCUGGAGUAUCGACCUGUGACGGGGCCACAAAGAAAUCCGGAGGCACCGCGCAUACCAUCGCCGGCAGCAGCAGCUCCAUCGCCCGUGCAAUACGUGGGCGAAGUUGUGCACAAGCAACCACCUUCGAUGCUGUCGAUUAACCACCUGCUCCAGACGCUGCUGCACGUGCUCCAGGUGACCCUGUCCUUCCUGCUCAUGCUGAUCUUCAUGACAUACAACGUGUGGCUCUGCCUGAUGGUUGUCCUGGGCGCCGCCGUUGGCUACUUCCUCUUCUGCUGGAAGAAAUCGGUUAUCGUGGACGUUACCGAGCACUGUCACUAACAGAGAACGACUCCCGGUAGCCUAAGUCGCUGUUGUCUUACAGAGAUGGAAACGGAGACGGAGGCGGAGGCGUUGGAGGAGCAGAUGUCCAUCUGAAUGAAAGGCAGAUGCAUUGGUGCUAAGCUGGGAAUCCCAGGAAGCUCUCACCCCCACAGGAAAAAAACACACACACUAUCACACUUCAACACACCCUGCAGCACUUGCUGUUCUCUAGGUAUUAGCCUAUAAACUAAACUAAAUCGAUGCAACCGCUGCAUAGUUUGCAAUCUUUAAUAUACUGACAUCGAGAUCAAGAUCAUACAUACAUAUAGUCUAUGCUAUUAGUGAAAGAAAAAAGUGUAAUGUAUACAAGAGAACAAAUUGAGCGACUGGCUAGCGAAUUGUAUAAAGUUAAGCAAUGCAAAUAUUAAUUAUUUUUACGUUGCUACUCAAUCUACAUAUGUGCGCAGGAUUCCCCCCAAAAAGCAAAUAUUUUUUUUGAUCAUUACUACUGAUAUACACCAAUUUGUAACCCUAUUAUACGAUUAUGAUUAUUAUUAUUUGGUAAUAAACUUCAUUCUUUUUAUAUAAAUAUAUA
Messenger RNA from Drosophila sechellia, 1536 nucleotides. RefSeq names its product Copper transporter 1A (gene Ctr1A). Bases 234 to 959 code for a protein of 241 amino acids. Gene Ontology annotation, molecular function: copper ion transmembrane transporter activity. Gene Ontology annotation, biological process: copper ion transmembrane transport. Gene Ontology annotation, cellular component: membrane. The transcript has 7 exons. The record is from RefSeq and is a predicted model, not a curated record. Lineage: Eukaryota; Metazoa; Arthropoda; Insecta; Diptera; Drosophilidae.